UGUGGUUGGUUGGGAUUGACUGUGCAGUGCCAGUGUUAUGUACAAUGGGUUGUGGAAGUUUGGACAGCUGUGCAAGAUUGUUGAGUGUUCCAAACAGUCUGGCAGACGUAGGUGCUGUCAAUAGCUGAAGUUAGGCUGUGCAAAGCACUAUGUAUUCCAUCUUAUAGCUCAGUUACUACUAAGUAGCGUGAAUCUCUUGAAGUGUAAAAUCUUGCUUGGUCGGGACAUGUUUGUACUUUGUAAUAUUUGAGCACAGCAAACACUGUCUUGCUACGUCCCUAGAAUCACCAUGAGCAACGAGACGACCUCUGAUUGCAAUUAUCAGUAUGUGAUAUGCACUAACUGCCAGAAAGUAACCCAGAAAAAGGGUACAGAAAUGAGAGGUCCUCAGCAACUGACCAGUGGACCAAGUGCAUUUAUAUCAGAAACAGAGUUUGUUCAAGACGUAGAGCAAGAUGACAAAAUGUUGCUGCUUGUGAAAGAAUUUUCAUUAACUGGUCGCUUAAACAACCUUACUCAGGUUAUGGGUCUGCAUCCCCAGUAUCUGGAAUCCUUCUUGCACACACAGUAUCAAAUACUUCAUAUUGAGGGACCUCUCCCACAGCACUAUAGGCACUAUAUAGCUGUCAUGGCUGCAGCUCGGCACCAGUGCUCUUAUCUUGUCAAUAUGCACAUAAAUGAGUUUAUGCGGAGUGGGAAGGAUGCUGAAUGGCUAAAAGGGUUUGAAUACAUUCCUCAGAGGCUGAAAAAUCUAAAUGAAAUUAACAAGAUCCUUGCUCACAGACCGUGGCUUAUCACAAAACAGCACAUUCAGAAACUAAUCAAGACUGGAAAGAACAGUUGGAAUCAAACUGAGCUGGUACAUGCUGUGGUCCUGCUGGCAAAUUACCAUGCAUUGGCAGGAUUUGUAUUGGGCUGUGGCAUCAAUCCAGAGGCUGAACAAUGCACCAUCAACGGGAUCAUGCCGGAGUUCUGUAUGUGUGACCUUGCAAAUGACAACAGUGUUGAAAAUCCGUCAUUCUCAAGCAAAAUUGUUAAGAAUGUAGAUUAUGUGAGUGAAUUGGAAGCUUUGCUCGAGAGGAUGAGGAGGCUGCAAGAGGACAAGGAUGAAGAAGGGGCAUCACAGGAGGAAAUGGCAACUCGUUUUGAAAAAGAAAAGAAAGAAAGCUUUCUGGUUCUCUCUGAAGAUUUUGAAGAUGAGCCAGUGCCUAUGUCUGAUGUAUUGCGAUAUGUUGAAGACCCCACAUUUGGGUACAAAGACUUUGCAAGGGGAGGAGAAGAUCAACUGCCAACAUUCCGUGCUCAGGAUUACUCCUGGGAAGAUCAUGGCUAUUCACUUGUGCAUACAGUUUAUUCUGACAUUGGGAAUCUGUUGGAUGAUAAAUUCCGAAUGGUUUACAAUCUGACGUACAACACAAUGGCAACACAUGAAGAUGUUGACACUACCAUGCUGAGGAGGGCAUUGUUCAACUAUGUACAGUGCAUGUUUGGAAUCAGGUAUGAUGACUAUGACUAUGGAGAAGUGAAUCAGUUACUUGAAAAAAAUCUGAAGAAGUACAUCAAAACUGUGACCUGUUAUCCUGAAAGGACGACCAAACGCAUGUAUGAUGGUUUCUGGCACCAGUUCACACACUCAGAGAAAGUCCAUGUGAAUGUGCUUUUAAUGGAAGCCAGAAUGCAGGCUGAACUUCUGUAUGCCCUUCGUGCCAUAACUCAUUUUAUAACCUGAAGAACAGCACAUAGAAACUCCACAAGUGUUAUUGCUGAAUUUAUGAAUGAAGCUCACAGUUAAGCAAUCUCUGAAGACUGCAUUGAAACUACCUGCCUGAAUUGUUGUGGCAGUUAUGUGCAAUUUUCUUUCCUUCCUCUCCUUAAAACAGCAAUAUGUAACACUUGAAACGAGCAAGUACUACUUGACUGAGUAGCUUGUUAAUGCUUUUGCACUUCUAUCAGUAGUCCAAGUCCUAUGUGAUCAGUUUCUGCUAGCUGAAGGACUGUAGUGAGAGGGGGAAAGACAGGUUCAUUCCUGGUUACGUGCCUGUAUGUGUGCAACAAUAAGCGUGUUGACUUGCUAAGCUGCUUCAGAA
Molecule: messenger RNA, 2087 nt
Organism: Protopterus annectens (West African lungfish)
Lineage: Eukaryota; Metazoa; Chordata; Ceratodontiformes; Protopteridae
Gene: SESN3
Product: sestrin 3
Exons: 10
Coding region: 290-1729 (479 amino acids)
Biological process (GO): negative regulation of TORC1 signaling; regulation of response to reactive oxygen species; cellular response to leucine starvation
Cellular component (GO): nucleus
Molecular function (GO): L-leucine binding; oxidoreductase activity, acting on peroxide as acceptor
Source: RefSeq, a predicted model, not a curated record